Messenger RNA from Fusarium redolens, 501 nucleotides. RefSeq lists its product as uncharacterized. The record is from RefSeq and is a predicted model, not a curated record. NCBI's taxonomy places the organism in Eukaryota, Fungi, Ascomycota, Sordariomycetes, Hypocreales, Nectriaceae. Bases 1 to 501 code for a protein of 166 amino acids. The transcript has a single exon.
AUGAAUGCGAACGAGAAUCGAUAUUUCUCCUGCGAGCCUCGAAUGAGAUGCUACAAAUCUUGGUCAGCCACUGUGGAUGGUGGCCUACCUAGGCGCUUGGCUUGCGCUACUGCCGCUGGACCCUUUACGCUGGAUCCCGCUAAAGCGAUCCAAGGGUGCGCUAAAACGGACUACGCCGAUGCAGCAACCAAUAGUCCCGGCCGGAGUAACUCCUACGAGCUAUCAGCCCGCUUUUCCCGGGGCAUAACCUCCGGGACCCUUGUCUUGUAUUGGUUCAAUUGUUGGACAACUACUGAUGAGGCUAAAGACAAGAACAGGGAGUCUUGCCGAGCAGUGCAGAUUGGGCCCCGGACACAAGAGGUGACGUUUCAUGCCCAGUUUAGCCCAAGGCACCCUAAAUUCCCAUGUGUGAAAGAAUCCAAUUCUGCAAAAGUGCCAUGUUUAACAGUGGCCACACUCGCCGCUGAGCUGCCCAGUUUGCCAUGGGAGUCUAUGGACUGA